UUAAACGCGAAGCUCAACGAUUGUUCCGAUCUCUGUUCGCCGUCGUCGACGAUCUGUUUCACAGGACUUGUCGCAUCUAUUUCUUCCAGGUAAUCUAUCUCUCUGUUUGCGAUUCAGACCUGUUUGCCUCUAUCAUUUCUCAUUUGCUGCAACUCUCGUUAUCGCUUUUGAGAGAGAGUGAAGGAAGUUAAGGAUGAGUGGUUUUAGAGCAUUCAAAGCUAAAGUGCCCAUUGAAUGGAGCCAGAGCUUGUACAUAACCUUAGUGAGAGGUCUCCCUGGAACCAGGAAGCUUCACAGGCGUACCCUCGAAGCCAUGGGACUCCGGAGAUGCCACCGCACUGUUUUGCACUCCAACACUUCUUCCAUUAGAGGAAUGAUUCAACAGGUUAAAAGGAUGGUUGUUGUUGAAACAGAGGAGAUGUACAAAGCUCGCAAAGAAGCUGAAGCUAACCACAAAGCUCUCCGCCCGCCGCUUGUUGUCAGUCAUUCAACCCCUCCAACAAGCUCAUCCAGCAUGUCUUGAGUAUUUCAAGAAGAUGGUAAACCUCUUCAACCAUCACUUCGUUUAUGAUGAUGCACUUGCAUUUGUAAUUGCCUUACUUUUAAGAUUUUGGCUAAGUUGUGCGGGAAGUCAUAAGUAAACUAGACGCAAUAAUAAAAUGUUGGUGUCGGUGAAUUUGGUGCCUCUUGUGUUUCUGUGAUCCUUGUCUAUGUUUGCUCUCAUUUGUUGUCAAAUCUAAAAUCCAUUGGUUUGUUUGCUUUGUGUGUUUCUAGUUUUUGGUUCUGAUUA
This is a messenger RNA of Brassica napus (rape), 790 nucleotides long. RefSeq names its product 50S ribosomal protein L30-like. Lineage: Eukaryota; Viridiplantae; Streptophyta; Magnoliopsida; Brassicales; Brassicaceae. Gene Ontology annotation, cellular component: mitochondrion; large ribosomal subunit. Gene Ontology annotation, molecular function: structural constituent of ribosome. The transcript has 3 exons. The record is from RefSeq and is a predicted model, not a curated record. Gene Ontology annotation, biological process: translation. Bases 194 to 523 code for a protein of 109 amino acids.